UGCUUGGGUGGCGAGAAACGUGGUCCUCUUUCCCAUUACCAAAACAAACUCUCUCUCUCUCUCUGAGCAAACCCUAGAAGACUCUCUCUCUCUCUCUCUCUCUCUCAUACCGGUUCUGCCCAUGGGGACUCCAGAGACCUCGAGGGAGCCCUGCCCCGACCGCAUCCUCGACGACAUCGGCGGCGCCUUCGGCAUGGGCGCUGUGGGCGGCUCCGCCUUCCACUUCAUCAAGGGCGUCUACAACUCCCCCAGCGGCGCCCGCCUCAUCGGCGGCACCCAGGCCGUCCGCAUGAACGCCCCCCGCGUCGGUGGCAGCUUCGCCGUCUGGGGCGGCCUUUUCUCCGCCUUCGACUGCACUAUGGUCUACGUCCGCCAGAAGGAGGACCCCUGGAACUCCAUCAUCGCCGGCGCCGCCACCGGCGGCUUCCUCCAGAUGCGCCAGGGCCUUGCCGCCUCGGCCCGCUCCGCCAUGUUCGGCGGCGUCCUGCUGGCCCUCAUCGAGGGCGCCGGGAUCAUGAUCAACAAGGUCCUCAGCGCGCCUCCCGGCCCUCCAAUCAUCAUUGACGAGCCCGUCCCGGGCAUGGUUGGGCUUCCUGGGCAGUUGCCAGGACAGAUCCCCGGGCAGAUGGCGUCCACAGGUGCUGGAGCGUCUACCUCAGGAUCGGAUUCUGGCUCGUGGUUCGGAGGGAGGUUUGGAGGGAAGAAGCAGGAGACUGCGGCGAGCGGCGGCGGAGCGAAGACUGAGAUUUUGGAGAGUUACGAUACGCCCAUGCCUUCAUUUGAGUACAAGUAAACAUUUUAGGUUCCAUAAAAUUUGAAGCUCGAGUUUUAAAUUAGACGUUGUUAGGAAGGAUGAUCCUAAGACUGGGCUUCCGAGGGCUCUGGUUUGAACGAUGUAUCGAAGGUGAUAUGUGUGGUUUUUAUUUCUAUUUUGCAAUGAAAUUUGGAUGUCAUAGGCAUCACUGUAAUAUAAUGCGAUGGCAAUUUUGUCUGGA
Molecule: messenger RNA, 995 nt
Organism: Rhodamnia argentea
Lineage: Eukaryota; Viridiplantae; Streptophyta; Magnoliopsida; Myrtales; Myrtaceae
Product: mitochondrial import inner membrane translocase subunit TIM17-2-like
Exons: 1
Coding region: 122-793 (223 amino acids)
Biological process (GO): protein import into mitochondrial matrix
Cellular component (GO): TIM23 mitochondrial import inner membrane translocase complex; mitochondrial inner membrane
Molecular function (GO): transmembrane protein transporter activity
Source: RefSeq, a predicted model, not a curated record